UCUAACUCCCAGCGCAGGACCAAGGCGACCUCCUAGACUGCAUGCACGCCCUAAUCUACCGCGCCGCCUUCAAAAACCGCCUGCACCUCUGCCACCUGACCAUCACCCACGCCCGGCCCCUGCGCAUCCUCGACAUCGGGUACGGCACAGGCACCUGGACGGAAGAAAUGGCCAAAAGCUACCCCCAAGCCCGCAUAACCGGUAUUGAUCUCGUGCCCUUCCUCGUCAGCAACUCGGCGCAGUCCAUCCGAAACUUGUCGCCCGUCGACUUCAACACCGACGAGUGGCCCGUCGAGCCCGCGUCGCAGGACCUCAUCCACGCCGCCCAGCUCGCCGGCAGCGUAUCAGAUUGGUCGAAGCUGUAUGCAACCGCAUACAGCCAUCUGCGCCCCGGUACAGGACAGCUCGAACUCAUCGAAAUAGACUGGACGCCGCGCCUGCAACCCUUCACUCCGCUCCUAGAAACCGACAUCGCCGUCCGCGAAUGGUGGGAAGGCGUGUACCUCGCCUCCCAACAAUCAAAUUACCCCAUGUCCCUGCCCCGCAACAUCGACACACUCCUCGAAACCGUGGGCUUCGUCGACAUCGUGCACCGCAAAAUCCAGAUUCCCUUUGCUGGCACGCCGGGCGACGCGUCGCGCUCGAGCAUCUCGGAUUGGUUCCAAUGCAGUGUGGGGUACAAGAUGGCGCCGAACGCUUUUGCCGCGCUGGGGCUGCAUCAUCUCAGUACUGGGCUGGACAUUGGCGAGGUGCAGGCGAGGGGCAUGUGUGCGGAUGCUUUGAGGGGGGCGAAUGCGAGGGGGACGGGCCUGUAUUUUGAUUUGCAUGUGUACACGGCGAGGAAACCGAAUCGGGGGUCGCAGCAGAGGGCAACGGAUAGUCGGAGGGAGCGUUUCAACCGCACGCCAUCGGAUCCGGAAGCAAGACACGAGCGAUGACCAAGCGAGGCAGACAUUGAUCUUUGCUGUGGUGUGGGUAAAGUUGGGGGAUUUCUCAGUUAGCUGUUCGCUCGCCUUGAUAUUUGGCAACAAUGCAAGAUUCUUUUCACUGGCAUAUACAUCUCUUAAAAGCAACAUU
Neohortaea acidophila is the source of this 1077-nucleotide messenger RNA. RefSeq names its product S-adenosyl-L-methionine-dependent methyltransferase. Bases 42 to 938 code for a protein of 298 amino acids. Gene Ontology annotation, molecular function: methyltransferase activity. The transcript has 2 exons. Lineage: Eukaryota; Fungi; Ascomycota; Dothideomycetes; Mycosphaerellales; Teratosphaeriaceae. The record is from RefSeq and is a predicted model, not a curated record.